GCACACUCCCGCCAAUUCUGACUAGGAGCGCGAGGCAGGCAGCGGGGAAGCUGCGGAGGGACUUUGGAGGAGCCGAAGAGUACACUGCUUCUGGGGGAUGCAUGUCAGCUAUCUAGCGAUAAAGGUUAAAGAUCCCCCACUCGACCGGGGCUGUUUUCGUGCUGUCACACCGAAACUUCAUCCAGCGGAGAAGGUCCCCCGAGGUUAGAACAGACGGUACAAGGAUGUUGGCGGCGGAGGCACCAUCAGCGGAGGGACACUUGGCAGCUUCAACACCCCGUAGACGAGCUAUGGAUUGUAAACCUACUAAGGCCAACAAGAAACUGGUACAAGCUCGCCUCCCCUUCAAGCGCCUGAACCCGGAACUAAAAGAAAACAAGGCAUCGCCGAAGCGCCCCUGUGCACAUGUUUUCCCUGAAACAGGAGUUUCUGACAGAGAGAAUGACAUAGAGUCCUCCCCUCUCCCCCUGUCCAGUAGACCCCCCUUGGUUAAUGGCUGUGGGCCCCUUGAUUGCUUCCUCAGCAAAAGGCGCCCUUCAGCCUCAGACGAGAACAUUAUCGAUCUGACCGACGACGGCCCUUCUCCCAUCAAGUGCCAAGAUCCUUUCGUCACCCCUCGUCGCACGUUAAAAGACAGACCAAGCAGCAGGGACACGAGCCUGUCUUGUGAGGAAUCCAAAUGCCUGGAUCGCACCGCUGACACACACACGUCAGACUGCGAUGAAAUCCCGGAAAAUAAAGACGACGAUAUCGUGGUGGCGGCCGAGGAGGUCGAGGAGGAUGGGAUCGUACCGCUCGAUACAACGCAAGACACCGACAGCGAGCCGGAAGAGCAGAAUGCGUCGGGGAACGUGUCCAGUGUUGGCAACAAGUCAACUCUAUCAAACUUGUCAGAUAAUUCCACGCCGGAGAGGACUAAAAAUGACGAGCACACACCCUCCACCACGCCUACUACAGAACUAACAAGCACUCCUAAAAUCCCUGUUGAUAGCAAGAAGAUAAAAAGACGCUCGCUAAAGAGUCCUCAAGAGCAAGAAGAGCUACUUCGGCUACGCCAGGAGAAAGCGCGGCAAAAGGAAGAGGCCAAGUCAGCCAAGGAGAAAAAGAGGGAAGAGAGCCGCAAGCGGAAGGAGGAGCGCGAAAGGGAAAAACGAGAGAAGAAGGAAAAGGAUGAGCGAGAGAAGCGGGAGAAAAGGGAGAAGGAGGAGCGGGAAAAAGCUGAGAAGCUAAAAGCCAAGGAGGAGCAGCGCAAAUCCAAGCUGGAGGCCAAGCUUGAGGAGAAACGCAAGAAAGAGGAGGAGAAACGGAUGAAGGAAGAGGAGAAGCGAGUGAAAGAAGAGAAAGACCGUCUAAAAGCAGAGAAGGCCGAGAUCACAAGGUUUUUCCAGAAACCCAUAACCCCGCAGGCUCCAAAGACUCUCGCAGUGGCUUGUGGGAAGUUUGCGCCCUUCGAGAUCAAGUACAACAUGUGCAUGGCGCCGUUGUGCCGGGUACAAUGCGAGGAGUCUGCCUUGGAGGAACUGGACCGAUAUUUGUUGCACCCCAGCGACAGACCGUGUUCACUGAAGGACUGGAUCAACCAGAAACCUCGACGCUCUGACCCUACCAGACCCAGAGUGGCCAUCCCUGAGAGCGAUUGUAUAGCCGUCGAUGGGCCCAAACCGGAAGGCGUGCCGGACCGCAAACUGUACGGACCGAUGAAACUGCUGCUGUUUCGUGAGAACCACCGCCCAGCUUACUGGGGCACCUGGAGGAAGAAGAGUUUGCACAUCUCCCCACGCUGCCCCCUCAGGAAAGACACGGAUUUGUUGGACUAUGAGGUGGAUAGCGAUGAAGAGUGGGAGGAAGAGGAACCUGGGGAGUCCCUCUCACACAGUGAAGGGGAGGAUGAGGAUGAAGGAGGUGAGGACGACGAUGACAACGACGGGUUCUUUGUUCCUCACGGCUAUCUCUCGGACGACGAGGGCGCACUUGAAGAAGUGGAUGGCGGUGACCUAGAAAAGCAGAAACUGCAGCAGAGGCUGAAAGCCAGGGAGUGGGAAGAGCUGAUGUCCACCAAGAACAAGAUGAAGGUGCUCCAGCCGGUGGUGAGGGGCUGCCUCUGGGAGGGCGACGGGCCCAUCUCGGAUCUUCUGCAAUCAUACGCCGUGUGCCUCAUCGAACCAUUACCCAAAGCUGAAAUGAGCCCCAGCCCAGAGGAGCAGGCUGAAAAGAGCAAAAGAAAAGCACAGUUGCUUGGCCAGCUGUUGCCGCUGCUUCACGGCAACCUGAACAGCAGUAAAGUCAUUAUCACAGAGUUUCAGGAACAUUGUCGCCAGAAAACCACGUCCAGCUCGCCGCCUCCUCAACUGUCCAGCCCAGAAAGCUCGGCGGAGGUGCCCACUCGAACACAGUUGAAGCGUUUAAUCCAGAGCAAUGCCGUUUAUGAGAAGCGCUCCACCUACCGACGCUGCUGCUGGUACGUACACGCGGACGUCCUGUCCCGCUUUGGUCUGGAGGCUCUCCCGGUGCCCGGCCAGUGGUCCUACGUGACCAGCGGCGCACGGGAGGAGUCGCGCGAGGAAGCGGCCACGGGCUCCGAGGGCAACUCUCCCAACACGCCGCAGACUCUUUCCGUCACGUCGGCGGCGUCCAAGAGGAAAAGCACCGGCAGCAUGUCCAUCACCAAAUUCAUGAAGCGAUGUAACGGCCGAGAACAGACAGAAGAAAUGGAGACUGACGGUUUUCAAGCUGACGCAGAGGACGAUGACGAUGAUUGCAUCAUUGGUAUGCAAAGUGGCACAGCCGGAGAGAAUUCCUUCACUAAGGGAAGCGGCAUGAUGGAAGUCACCCCGUCCGACACAGCCGCUCUCCCAGUGGCCAGCGCUGCUCCAACACUAGCCACAGCCUAAACAGAAAGCAAGGUGCUUGCCGGCUUCCUCGCUCUGGUCGUCUUUGUCCUCCUCCGUGAGCAUGGUAAGGGAAGUGAAAUGGCGCAUUGUGCUCACGCCGGCAUUGCCAAGGUCUCUCGGGCAUGCGUGGUGUGUUUUCACGUUUCAGACAGUUGUGGCGGACCACUCAUGAUGAAAAGCGUCCAAAAAACAGCAUUAUUUACAUUUUAGAAAUUGAGUACUGAUGUUAUGUAUAUAGACUGCCAGAAGUCAGGUUCAGAUUUAAGGUGCCUCCAUUUGUUUACUCUUGUGCCAUUUACGUCGAUUCUUUCCAAACCCCGGAUACCUCACUGGAGUAGCUGCUAGACCUGUACUUGUACAGUUAGAUCCAGUGAAGAAAUGUUUUAUAUAAAAACGCGUUUUGCAAGCAUACUUGAAUAAGAAAAGAAAUCAUUAAACGGAAAUAAAAUGGUU
This is a messenger RNA of Syngnathus acus (greater pipefish), 3344 nucleotides long. It is a transcript of the gene chaf1a, whose product is annotated as chromatin assembly factor 1, subunit A (p150). Gene Ontology annotation, biological process: nucleosome assembly. The transcript is spliced from 16 exons. Gene Ontology annotation, cellular component: nucleus; CAF-1 complex. The coding region runs from base 225 to 2891 and encodes 888 amino acids. The record is from RefSeq and is a predicted model, not a curated record. Lineage: Eukaryota; Metazoa; Chordata; Actinopteri; Syngnathiformes; Syngnathidae.